Molecule: messenger RNA, 1599 nt
Organism: Oryzias melastigma (Indian medaka)
Lineage: Eukaryota; Metazoa; Chordata; Actinopteri; Beloniformes; Adrianichthyidae
Gene: lg4h8orf82
Product: linkage group 4 C8orf82 homolog
Exons: 4
Coding region: 492-1181 (229 amino acids)
Source: RefSeq, a predicted model, not a curated record
GUCUGCUGCGUCACCGUGGUGAGUUCAAAUACACUUGGACAGACUAACACCCAGGUAGAAAUGUUCAUUAGAAAAAAAAAAAAUUGACAUCAAAUUUGGUGUAAUUAAAUAAACAAACACCUGUUACAAUAGCAUAAUGAUUAAAAAGAAAAAUUUAAAAAUAUAUAUUUUUGAUAGACGGAUCUUCCGGGAUAUCAGAUUUUGUCUUCUCAGAUGAUUUAAAUGACCAAGUCCGGAGUCCGGCAAGAUAGCGAACUAAACAGUUGCCCUGUCCGCUGCUCUGAUGCAAGGGGGCAGCAGAUGCUUCAUGACGGUGGUGCAGUGCAACAGUCAGAUUCUUCCGUGUUGCUUCUUCGUGUCUGUAAACAUGAGGAUUCAAGAGUUUAACACCGUCCCCUGACUUCAUGAACACCCUUGUAAACACGUGGAAACGCUUGUAGAGCUACAAUCUUUCGUUCUAGAGCAUUAUUUUUCUAAUUUCCGCGUGAGUCAUGCUUCUUCUCCGGACUGCGGUUCUCGGCUGCCGGGCUCCGCGCUGCGGUCCUGUCGGCUGGAGAAGCGCCGCCUCGUACGUGCAGGGCCAGAGCCCCGAACCCCGCAUCCGAGAGUACUUUUACUACGUGGACCAUCAAGGACAGCUCUUCCUCGAUGACACUAAAAUUAAAAACUUUGUCACCUGUUUUAAAGAUAAACAGUUCCUGCUCUUCUUCUUCAGCCGGCUGAGGUCAAACCAGAGCGGGCGUUACGAGAAGGACUUCCCCUUCCUGUCUCUGUGCGGCAGGGAGAGGAACUUCCUGCGCUGCGACGACCGGCCCGUGGUUUUCACCCACCUGCUGCAGAGCUCCGGAGACCCGCGGGGACUUGGAGGAGAUCAGGAGCUGCUGUCCUUCUGCGGCGGAGCGGAGAAGCUUGCCGUACCGUUCCGCCCGGAGGCGCUGUACAUGCAUCCCGCCAGCGGGCGGGUGUAUCACCCCUGCCCGGAGCGGACGGGGGGAGUCGGGCUGGUCAGGUCCGCUUUAGCCAUCGAACUCAGCCCGUUCUUUGUUUACCCGCCAGAGAGCAGCCAAUCCGGACAGCCGACACACUUUUUGUGGGGAGAAGAGAAGCACACGCUGACCAAUGAGCUUUCAGGUUUUUUUCCUAUGACAGACGAGGGCAGCGAGGAGCGGCAUCUAGAAUGAUAUCAUUUCAUGAACGAAAAAGACAGUUUAGUCAUCAGCUUCCAUCACAGAACAACUGAUCCUAAAAUCCAAUUGGGGAUCCUUGACUCCUCACCAGACAAACUUAAUUUUACUAAAAAAGAAUGAUGGACAUCAUAGGGGAACUUCUACUGAAACACAAGUUCUUCAAAUCUAAAAUAUAAAUGGUUUAUGGAUAUUUAUUAAAAAGUAAAAUAAAAUCCCAGAGGUCUCUUUUAAUGUGGAAAAAAUCUCAGAAAUAUUUGUUUUCUGUUUGUUUUGGUCAAAGUCAUGACAGAAAUCUAACAUUUCUGUUAGUGUGCAGAUCAAGACUGCACAAUUAUCCCAGCAGCUAUAGCUGCAUUUCCAUUACACAUAUGCACAAGACCUUAUUAAAAUUCAAGAAAUGUUGACAAAACAA